This is a messenger RNA of Anoplophora glabripennis (Asian longhorned beetle), 1372 nucleotides long. Its product is annotated as odorant receptor Or1-like. Gene Ontology annotation, molecular function: olfactory receptor activity; odorant binding. Gene Ontology annotation, biological process: detection of chemical stimulus involved in sensory perception of smell; sensory perception of smell. The record is from RefSeq and is a predicted model, not a curated record. NCBI's taxonomy places the organism in Eukaryota, Metazoa, Arthropoda, Insecta, Coleoptera, Cerambycidae. Bases 1 to 1308 code for a protein of 435 amino acids. Gene Ontology annotation, cellular component: plasma membrane. The transcript has 5 exons.
AUGGAACUUAAAACUCCCUACUUCAAGAAACACCUGAAGUGGUUGUUGGUUCUAGGAGUAGAUAUCAUCCCCGUGAAAAAUGUAUGGUAUAAAUAUUUUUAUAAACUAUGGUCUCUUUUUAUUAUAGGAUUCGUGGUCUUAUAUACUCUGUUAGAAGUAAUAGAUAUACUAAAUACCUCAGAUUUCAACAGUAUGACAUUUGGCCUAUGCUAUAGCGCUACUCAUCUAUUAGGUUUAGCAAAAAUCAUAAUACUCAUUGUGAAGAAGAAAAAAGUCAGAGAAAUGCUGAAUGAACUAGAAUCGGGUGACUUCUUACCCAAGAUCGAGAGAGGAGGGGAAGAAGAAAUCCGCUUGAUUAAUAUUGCCGUUACAAGAUGUGCCAGACAUGCAGAAAUAUUUAACUUAAUAGUCUACUCCAUAGUAUCUAUCCGCUGCCUUUAUGCCCUCUUCGACACAGGAUAUAAUGAUGAACUCUUCGAUGAACAACUCAACACUACCACGCCUAUUCAUACACGAAUUCUCCCUUACAGAAUUUGGUUACCGAUUGAAACCACCAAAAGUCCCAUCUUCGAAAUAGUUUUCUUCUUCCAAGCGUUCACUUUGACCUUAUACGGGUACUAUAUAGGCAUGAUGGACUCCAUGGUAUAUGGUAUGAUGAUUCACAUGAACACUCAGUAUCUUAUCUUGAAGCGUGUAUUGGAAAGGUAUGUCUCUAUUGCUACAAAUAUGGUUUCAAAGAAUCUUCUAGACAAAGGAGUUAAAGAUAUCCGCAACGGAGUCAUAUCUCUACCAGUAGGCUAUGAAAGGAUAGAUUUUCUAUCUGAACCUGUACAGGAAAAAGUUAGGGAAAUAGUGCACAAUUGUGCAAAGCACCAUGUACACAUUCUCGAGUUUUGUGAAAAAGUAGAAAAGGAAUUUUCCUAUCUAAUGCUUUCACAGUUCCUGUUCAGCCUUUACACGUUGUGUUUCCAGUUGUACCAACUUAGCUUGAUGGCCAAUGUUCUUAGCUUCGACUUCAUCAGCAUGUGCUGUUACUUAACACUUUUGAUGUACCAACUCUUCUGUUACUGUUUCUACGGGAAUGAGAUCAUGGUACAGAGUGAAAAAUUCUCGGAAGCUUUAUACAACUCAGACUGGUUAGUGCUGGACAACUCCACCAAGAAGUCUCUAUUGCUGAUGAUGAUGAGAGCCCAGAGACCGAUAAGGUUUACUGCUGGCAAAUUUGCGUUACUGUCUCUGCAAACCUUCAUGGCUAUUGUUAGAGGAUCGGCAUCGUAUUUCAUGGUACUGAGGCAAAUGAAUAGAUAAAGCAGAACAGUCACAGGACUUAAAUAUAUUGGAAAAAUAUAUGUUUCGUAGUUUUUACAACCAC